AUGGCGGCUCUUCCACGGGACCCGACCUCCUGGCAGCGGGGCUCGGAGAUAUGCGGCCUGAACUUUCGGUCGUAUUUGGCGGGCACAGGGGCCACGUGGAAGAAGAGCGGGGAGGACCGCGGCGAGCCGCUCUACGGCAGAGGCGUCUACCUGACCGACCGGAUCACCAAGUCGGACGAGUAUUCGAAGUCCGUCUUCAGCCCCGACAGCGGCGCCGAGCUGCACACGAUGCUGGUGGUGCGGUGCGUCGGCGGCCGCUGCAACGUCCAGACAGGCAGCGAGAUCGACACCGAGGGGCUCCGGAACGGAGUGUUCUUCGGGCCGUUCGACUCC
Molecule: messenger RNA, 333 nt
Organism: Prorocentrum cordatum
Lineage: Eukaryota; Dinophyceae; Prorocentrales; Prorocentraceae
Source: the annotation of a GenBank genome assembly